Molecule: messenger RNA, 2321 nt
Organism: Callithrix jacchus (white-tufted-ear marmoset)
Lineage: Eukaryota; Metazoa; Chordata; Mammalia; Primates; Cebidae
Gene: DMAC2
Product: distal membrane arm assembly component 2
Source: RefSeq, a predicted model, not a curated record
AAUCCCUAAACCCUAUGAGGAAAAAGUGCUUGCACCUUUAAGAAGAGGGUUAGAAAACGCAAAGCUUGAGGAGGAGAAGUUCGCGCUGAACCGGGCAAGUGGUACGACCUGCCCCUUCCGGUUACGUAACCUUCGCAAGAUGGCGGCGCCGUGGCGGUCCCUGCGCCUAGUGGCCCCCAUAGGGAAUAGAAGUACCAGGGGCAUCCAUCAGCUGGGUGGGGCAGUGGAUCCAGAGAGCAGUCAGAAGAAGAGAAGGACAAUGCUCCAGUACCUGUCCGACCAUUUCUACGAUGUGGAGUUUCUGAGGGGUUAUUUUCUCCAAAAUAAGAUGGACAAGGUGCAUCAGAAAAAUCGGUUUCGAGACAAGGAGUGGAUCAGGCCAGAUAAGUAUGGCCAUUUCUCUCAGGAAUUCUGGAAUUUCUCAGAGGUGCCUGUCGAAGCUGUGGAUGCCAGUGACUGUGCCAUCAACUAUGAGGGCCUGGAAAACCUCCACCUCCUGAAGGAGCUCCAGUCCUUGUCGCUGCAGCGCUGCCCCCACAUGGACGACUGGUGUCUCAGCCGCCUCUACCCACUGGCCGACUCGUUGCAGGAGCUCUCGCUGGCCGGUUGCCCCCGCAUCUCCGAACGGGGCCUCGCCUGCCUCCACCACCUCCAGAACCUCCGCAGGCUGGACAUCUCCAACCUCCCUUCCGUGUCCAACCCAGGCCUCACUCAGAUCUUGGUGGAGGAGAUGCUGCCCAACUGCAAGGUUGUGGGGGUCAACUUGGCCGAGGGCCUGAAGUUGGGGCCAGAGGAGCAGCCUCAGGACACAGACAGGCCCAUCCCUGCCUAGCCUUCAGCCCUGUCCCCAUUCAAGUGGCUUUUCAGCGGACUGCGUGGAAUGUCUGGUAGCUCACCACACUUCUGGCUUCUCUUUGUCUUCACUCAACAUGGGGGUUGGGGAGUGGCGCUGGCCAAUCACAGGGAGACAGAGUGUGAGGUGACAGUAUUUAUUCCUGGCUGCCCUUGGCUGACAGUCAUAGCUCCUGUGCUCCUGUCACCCUGUCAGGCAGUCCUUUCCAUGCCCCUCUUCUUCCCCUGCCUCUUAAGGCCUGGGGACAUCAAGGCUCAGGUUGUUGGCAGCUGCAGUGAGCCGCGUUCACCUUGUCAGGAGACUCUUGUCAAAUUGUCCUCAUGUGAGUGCGCUGCCAUUUCUUCCAGGGACCCUGACUGAUUCAGGGGCUGCUGCUAACACUUCACAGGGAUGGUUCUCCCUGGUCAGGGGGAAGGGGGGGCUCUGCUCACAGCAGGACGUGCAGCAUCCUUGGUCCCACUCACUAAAGACCAGCACAGCCCAGGCCCCAUGGUAUUGCUGGUUGUGGAUUUACUGACCUUCAGUUCCACAUUCAGCUUUUUUGGUCCGCUGUUUUUUGAAAGGGGAUCUGGGCCUUUGCAGGAUUUUCCCUUUGCCAGUGGCAUAAGCUUUGUCAGUAGAGGGUGCCUAACAGGCAUUACAGGAGGAAAGGCGCUUCCUUCCUGGUUCCUCCUGCCUCUGGGUUCCGCAGUGCAUGGCUUCCCCAGCACCCAGCUCCUGAGGUGUCAGGCGGUCAGCAGCUGCCCCCAGCACCCUCCAUCUCCCAGUAGUUGCGUAGGAGACACAGUGCCUCCACUGAGGCCCCACUCUGGGAAUAACUUUCCCCAGCACCCCAGAUGGAUUUCCAGUCAAUUCAGAAGCAGUUUACUAGUGAAGCCCUCAUUAUUCCAGUUCACUGUUAAAGCCAGUAACUCUCUAUAUUAAACGGUCCCUGUUUGAGUUACUGUGUGGUUUUUCUCUCCUGAGUGCAUCCAGAUGGAUAGAGAGUUGAUACCUGGAGUGUCCCAGGAGACAGACUUUUUUUUUAAUUGCAUUUAGGUUUUGGGGUACAUGUGAAGAACAUGUAAGAUUGUUGCAUAGGUACACGCAUGGCAGUGGGGUUUGCUGCCUUCCUCCCCAUCACCUAUAUCUGGCAUUUCUCCCUGUUAUCCCUCCUCAACUCCCCACCCCCCACUGUCCCUCCUCCCCCUCAAAGACCCCAGUGUGUGAUGCUCCCCUCCCUGUGUCCUUAUUAACACCCACCUAUGAGUGCGAACAUGCAGUGUUUGAUUUUCUGUUGUGUCAGUUUGCUGAGAAUGAUGGUUUCCAGGUUCAUCUGUGUCCCUACAGAGGACAUGAAUUCAUUAUUUUUUACAGCUGCAUAGUAUUCCAUGGUAUAUAUGUGCCACAUUUUCCCUGUCCCAUCUAUCAUUGAUGGGCAUUUGGGUUGGUUCCAAGUCUUUGCUAUUGUAAACAGUGCUGCAAUGAA